UGCGUUUGACUUGCGUGUUACUAGUAUGUUAUGUGUGUGUUUAACGUGAACGGCGAUCUUCGGCACUGUGAAAAUCCGCCUCCGCGUUUUGAGGUUUGAGUUGGUUUCUUGUCCCUCUCGAACGUGAGCUGAGGUACGACACCCAGGUGUUGACGAGCUUUUUGGAAACAAAUGUGCUAAUUAGCGGUCUAAGACUUGUCCUUGGUUACAAAGCCUUUCCUGCUGUUCUCUAACAAAAUGGUGUCUGUGUAACAGGAACACCGGGCUCGGUCUCUUUCACGGGCGAGUUUCAUCUCGGUGUGCGGAACUGGGUGGCGCGUUUCAGCGAACGUCAUGUUAGAUUUUUCACACCGGGACCUUUUUUUUAUAAACAUGGCUGUUCAAGUCCUUUGCCAGGAAGUAUACAUCUGGUAUCAUCAGCAUGGGCCAGAGAGAAACUGGGUACGCUGGGAAAGGAAGUCCAAUUAACGCUUAGAUGUCGAUCAUGGAUCUCCUCAGCAGUUUGGAAAUCUACAUCCCUGCGGAGGCUGAGGUGAAAAACAUCCCUUUGUUGACCUUGCCAAAGUCUGUACUCAGAAGAAUGGGCCUCCCUCUACUGAAUGCCUCCAGGAAUCUUGCAGACUCUCCAGAAGGCAUAUGGAUUUCUCCAGCAGUUAUACGGAAGAAAGGCCAGAGACACACAGGAAGUGCAAUAGAUAACAUGACCUCAGUGCUGGGCAAAGAGUUGCGCGCUUCAAGGGGUCCUUUUCGAAUGUCUUUUGUUUCCUCGAACCGUGCAGCUCACGAGGUGCUGAAGGGCACCGUUCCCAAGGCACCUCUAUGUCAAACCUCUCAAUUCCCUUCGGACUCUGCCCCGCGAACCGGUCGAGAUGCUGUCGUCAUCUACCGUGGGCAAGUUUACUUGUCCAUCAGAAUGCCUAGUCGUAGCCAUAGUCAGCGUGGGAAACAGAUGACUUCUCAGCCUGUCACUCCUUCAACGUCCCACUUGUCUUCAAAGAAAAGGAAAAAGACGAUGCUAAGCGACAACAAGCCCAAGAAAAAGCACAACAUGUGUAAAGUAAUGCAUACAGAAAACAAGAAGGAUGACGCACACAGGACAAGAGAUGUUCACUUUCUGCCGAAACCCACUGAGAGUGAGUGUGAAGUGGGCAGCCAGUGUCCUGCAGAUUCUAGAGGAGAGCCGCUCUCAGAGGCCCCCCUGAAGGCAGCUUGCUUUCAGCCUCACAGGGAGCCAGAGGAGGAUCUGGCUGCCGAGGAAGCAGACGGCCCCCGUGAGAACAAUGACAGAGGUGGUAGUCUACAGAUGGACAUCAGGGAAGUUGACCAAAGUAGCAGGGGCAGGGUGGAGCCCCUGGGUGCAGCUGCCGCCUCCACAUCACUGCAGAUGGACUGUGACUUUAACGAGUUGGCACAGGAGGAGAAGAUCGCUCAAAUGAGAGCCAAACUUAGACAGAGCGAAGCUGCUCUAAACCUGCUUUCUUAAAGUGACCUCACAUUUGUUAGCCUUUUUGUACUGAAUGUUUAGAAUGGACUUUUAUACAUUUGUCUUCUGUGAACACAUGCACAUUAAUAAAAGUGGUGUCGAUGGGCUUAUGUGUUUGGGGAUCCUUUUUGUUUUAUUUAGGCGUCCAAAAACAGAUGUUGUACUAGUGUGGUGUUCUCUUCUCAUUAGGUGCAGUUUAUAGCAAGGUCUUCAAUGUUUGGAUGUUUUUGAUGUGUUAGUUCAUUUCCUUUUGAUAAAACCUCAAACCAUAGCAGCGUAUGGUUUGAUUAUUUCAAGCUGUAGUUUGGUCCCAUUUACAAAGUGAACCAAAGGGUUCUUUGUUAAAAUAUUUCUUUUUUCCAGAAUAUAUAAUGCGUUUUUCCUGGUUCAGUAACUAAGACUGUUUUUGUCUUUUUCUUUUUCUUUUUUUUGUAAUCAAGCAUACCAAAUCUACACUUUUGUUUUUGUUUAGUAUGAUAGUUUCCCUGAUCACCUUGAAACACCUCCACAGGUCAUGAGUUGGUCUUAUGUUUGUUGAAAGUGCUCCAAACCAUAAACAAUAAAUAUGACUAAUCUUUGUGCAUAUGUUUCAUAAUGAGACUUUUAAUACUAAGACCUGUGAAAAAUCAUUAUUAUUGCUGUUAUUAUUAUUAUUAUUAUUAUUAUUAUUAUUAUUAUUAUUAUUGUUAUUAUUUGGUGACCUAGUGCUGAAAUGGUUGUGGUGUCACUGUUGUCCUUUCUACUCUGCUUUCUCACUCCUUAAAUUAUUUUUCAUAUGCAGGUCUUACACUUUGACCCUGACAUUUCUUCUGUCAGUGUGGAACAAGAAAGUCAGGACUUUGAAUUGUGACAUAGUGACUGUGCUCACACUCACCUCUCUGCUUUGGUCCCUGAAUGAUUCAAAAAUGUUUAGCAUGGACUCAUCUAGUGUUUUAAGGUUUUCAUUUCUGUGUUUGAAAUUCAUUUCUAUAGAUGUAUAUCUGAUUGCAAAAUAUGUUUGCAUUAAAAGCAAUCUGUAUGGGG
Messenger RNA from Haplochromis burtoni (Burton's mouthbrooder), 2506 nucleotides. RefSeq lists its product as uncharacterized. Lineage: Eukaryota; Metazoa; Chordata; Actinopteri; Cichliformes; Cichlidae. The coding region runs from base 476 to 1483 and encodes 335 amino acids. The transcript is spliced from 3 exons. The record is from RefSeq and is a predicted model, not a curated record.